AUGGAGGAGAAUCACAAGAGAGAACCAGACUUCAAGUCGUCUUCUUCUUUCUCGUCCUCCAUGGCAACAACAUUUGCCGAUGAGCAAUUACAAUUCCUUUGGGUUCAAGGACUUGUUGGGCGUCCAGGAUUACGGUACCCCUUCUUUGUUCGAUUGGGUUCCGCCACUGCCGCCACCGGAGCCACUACCACGGUGUCGCCCGUCGUAGGUGAUGCAGUCCUCCAGUCCCUACCAUCGCAGGUGAGCUCCGGCGGGGUGCUGAAUACUCCGGCCACCCCGAAUUCCUCGUCACUCUCAUCCUCAUCAAACGACGCGGCCACCGGCCCCAACAGUGGCGGCUGCGGCAGUGCGAUGGAAGAACAGCAGAAUUGUAAAGCAGAGGAUGAAGAUGUGGACGGAGGAAGAGGAGAGGACCAAGAACAAGACAAAUCUAAGGAACAGGUGAAACCAAAGAAGAAGAAGCAAAAGAAGGAAAGACAGCCGAGAUUUGCGUUCAUGACAAAGAGCGAAGUGGAUCACCUCGACGAUGGCUAUAGGUGGCGCAAGUACGGCCAAAAAGCUGUCAAGAACAGCCCUUUUCCCAGGAGCUAUUAUCGGUGCACGACGGCUGGUUGCGGCGUGAAGAAGAGGGUGGAGCGAUCAUCGGACGACCCUACCGUCGUGGUGACGACCUACGAGGGGCAGCACAAGCACCCAAGUCCGGUGGCGGCAGCGGCGAUUCGGGCGGGCUUUGGGUACGGCGGCGGCGGUUUUGGUUCGACGCACUUGGUGGUUCCACAGGCGCAGAUGAUGAAUGUGUCGUCGUCUUCGCCGCCGCCAUUGUUGUAUAACUCAAGCUCGUCGUCGUUGGGAAUUGGAUCUAGCAGCUACAUGAACAUGAAUUCAUCGACGACGUCGUUUUUGAGCUCUUAUCAUAACAGCAACAGAUCAGAUUUUGGAGUUCUAGAGUCUAGAAUCGAUGAAGCUACUAGCUUUUUAAGAGACAAUGGGCUUCUUCAGGACAUUAUUGUGCCAUCGCAGAUGAUGAUGAGGAACAAGGAUGAUGAAAAGCGGCGAUAUAAUUGUACUGGGUAAUAUGUUAUAUAUAUAAUUAAUUAAAUUUAAUAUAUGUGUAUCGGUUUGUCAUAUGCUUUCUCAUAUUGGAUUUAAUAUAUAUUAGUGAUCACUUGUGAAAGCUACCAUAUAUAGUGUUUGCAUGUGGGCUAUAUAUAUGGCUAAUUAGAGGAUUAUUCUAAUUAAGUAUAUUAGAUUUUGUUGUUAUGGAGGCCUAAUCAGAUUUUGAUUGUGCGACUCUCGAUCAAUAUAAUUUCUAGUUUUCUUUUC
Molecule: messenger RNA, 1323 nt
Organism: Prosopis cineraria
Lineage: Eukaryota; Viridiplantae; Streptophyta; Magnoliopsida; Fabales; Fabaceae
Product: probable WRKY transcription factor 48
Exons: 4
Coding region: 1-1074 (357 amino acids)
Biological process (GO): regulation of DNA-templated transcription
Molecular function (GO): sequence-specific DNA binding; DNA-binding transcription factor activity
Source: RefSeq, a predicted model, not a curated record